Haemonchus placei is the source of this 1836-nucleotide messenger RNA. NCBI's taxonomy places the organism in Eukaryota, Metazoa, Nematoda, Chromadorea, Rhabditida, Trichostrongylidae. The record is from the annotation of a GenBank genome assembly.
AUGCACCUGAGGCACUGUCUUCUUUUCCUUCAUCAGUCUGGCUUAGACGCAUUGGAAGCCCAAGCCAAGAUAGUGGAUACAUAUGGCGCUGACGCUAUCUUUUACGACACGUGCAAGAGCUGGAUGGCCAAGUUCAAGAAAGGAGAUUUUUCUCUCCAAGUUGCUCCAAGGUUCGGCCGGCCGGUGGAGUUAGACUUGGAGUUGCUGCAAUCCACAAUGGGAGAGGAUCCGUACGCCACUAUCAGGGAACUUGCAGCGAUGCUUGGCCAUGCCCAGUCAACUGUUAAAUCUGGGCUGGAGAAGAAUGGAACGGAGAUUCUUAAGAGUCUGGUGCUUGCUGGGGUGCAUUCAGUAUGCAUAGUGGACAGUGCAUUCGUGGACACACCUGAUCUCGGCCAGAAUUUUUUUCUUCGUAAAUCCGACAUCGGACGGCCGAGAGCGGAUGCCACAAUUGAGUAUUUGAAGGAGCUAAACCCAUCAGUCAUAGGACACUCUCUGCUUCUAUCUCCACUCGACUUGUCAGACGAGGAUUUGGCUGUCAUGCUACAGUUUUUUGUCGUUGUCGGAACCAACCUACCUGAGGAGGUGGCGACAAAGAUAUCCUCUUUUUUGUUUGCACAUGGUGUGCCUUUCAUAUCGGCUAGGGCUUAUGGGUUACUAGGCUAUAUUCGUACAUACGUGCAAGAGCACACUAUAGCCAAUGAUCAUGAAGAAAAUGCACUUCCAGAUUUGCGUAUUGAUCAGCCUUUCCCAAAAUUGCUGAAGAUGGCAGCAGAAACAGAUCUGGAGUCUAUGACGAAAGAAGAGCUGCGGCAUACUCCCUACAUAGUGCUGUAUUUGAUAGCUUUACAACGUUACAGGGAAAUUAUGCAGCAGAUACCAUGCGUACAUGUGUUCAAUAUCUUCCAGGAGGUCGGAGAUGAAAGUGCUUUUCCUGAUACAUAUGAAAAAAGGAAGUUUUACCUGGAAAUCUUAUGGAAAAUGCGUGGAAAAUCUUUGGAAGCCGACAAUUUCAACGAAGCUAGAGCAGCCGCGGCGCGGUCAUUGCACAAGACAGUGAUGCCUGACCACGUAAUGGACAUUUUGAUGGAUGCGAAUUGUGACGACUCCUCCAAAUGUGUCCAGCCAUUCUGGCUGAUCUGCAUGGGACUUCGACGUUUUGUCAAUAAACAUGGUGUUCUUCCACUCUCAGGUACACUUCCUGAUAUGGCAAGCGAUACGAAAAGGUACACACAAAUCGCAUCAAUUUUUCGUGAGAAGGCAGUUUCCGAUGCUGCUGAAGUAUUUAAUUACACCCAGGAAGUUGAGAAGGAGAGAGGCGUCGCUAAUAUGAUCUCGGAAGAUCUCUGCUAUCGUUUCUGCAAGAAUGCCACUAGGAUACGAUUGCAGCGCGGAACAGAGAAGGACUCUCCGAAAGCGUUUCAGGAUUUACUGAAUGGUAUUGCAAAUUCAUCAGAAGAUGGAAGCGGUGUGCCUACUGCAGUUUGGUUCUUGCUUCUGAAGGCUGCCGACAAAUUUCAUAGGGAAAAAGGAAGGUAUCCGGGAACAAACGGGGUUCCGUGUACGAUUGAUGCGCUUGAUCUCAAACAACGAGUUGUGUCCAUUAUUUCUGCAUCGCGAGUGGAAAAUCCGGAAUCGAUAAUCUCGCAAGUACCGCAGAACGCUAUAGCCGAAAUUUGCCGAUUUGGCGCUGGGGAACUUCAUGUUGUAGCCAGUCUCAUAGGAGGUAUUACCGCCCAAGAAGUCAUCAAAUUAGCAACGAAUCAAUAUGUACCACUGGACAACACGUUCAUCUUUGAUGGGCAUACUCAGCGAAGCAUGGUAUUCAGAAUGUAG